Myxocyprinus asiaticus (Chinese sucker) is the source of this 3496-nucleotide messenger RNA. RefSeq names its product sideroflexin-1-like. Bases 138 to 1106 code for a protein of 322 amino acids. Gene Ontology annotation, molecular function: monoatomic ion transmembrane transporter activity. Gene Ontology annotation, biological process: monoatomic ion transport; serine import into mitochondrion. The record is from RefSeq and is a predicted model, not a curated record. NCBI's taxonomy places the organism in Eukaryota, Metazoa, Chordata, Actinopteri, Cypriniformes, Catostomidae. The transcript is spliced from 11 exons. Gene Ontology annotation, cellular component: mitochondrial inner membrane.
GUUAACUCACAGAAGAAGAAGAUAAAGCGUACUGUCAUCUCACAGAGAAAAUCAGUAAGCGCUGAGGUCAUAUGCUUGAAGGUUUCACAAGGUGUACCUGGACGUUACCUGUGGUCGUUUAGCAAGAAGUGGAAAGAAUGUCUGGAGAUUUGCCUCUGAAUAUUAACAUUAAGGAACCACGAUGGGACCAGAGCACAUUUAUGGGCCGCGCUCAGCACUUCUUCAUGGUUACGGACCCGAGAAACGUCCUGCUGUCCAGUGAGGUUUUAGAGGAUGCCAGAGUUACUGUGGAGAACUACAGGUUGGGAGUUGUUAAGCCCGGGCUGACAGAGGAUCAACUGUGGAGGGCCAAAUACAUCUACGAUUCUGCUUUCCACCCUGACACAGGAGAGAAAAUGCUGCUAAUUGGACGCAUGUCUGCACAAGUGCCCAUGAACAUGACCAUUACGGGCUGCAUGCUUACCUUUUACAGGACAACCCCAGCAGUGGUAUUUUGGCAGUGGGUUAAUCAGUCUUUCAACGCCAUUGUCAACUACACUAACCGCAGUGGAGAUGCAGCACUCACUGUGAAUCAGCUUGGAGCAGCCUACGUUAGUGCUACCACAGGUGCUGUAAUAACAGCCCUUGGCCUGAAGUCUCUGACCAAGCACUUACCAGCUAUUAUUGGGCGUUUUGUUCCAUUUGCUGCAGUAGCAGCUGCAAACUGUAUCAACAUACCCUUCAUGAGACAAAGAGAGUUAAAGCAUGGUAUUCCUGUCACUGAUGCUGAGGGAAAACGCCUUGGGGAAUCAACUAAAGCUGCUCAGCAAGCCAUCGUACAGGUGGUGGUGUCUCGUAUUGGCAUGGCAGUUCCAGCCAUGGCUAUUCCUCCAGUUAUCAUGAAUGCCUUAGAGAAGAAAGCCUUCAUGAAGCGGUUUCCAGUUCUCAACGCCCCUGUACAAGUUGGGCUUGUUGGAUUCUGUCUGGUGUUUGCCACUCCACUGUGCUGUGCUCUGUUCCCACAGAAGAGUUCUAUGAAGGUGAGCAGUCUGGAGCCUGAGCUUCAAGAGAGGAUACGACAAAGCAAUCCUCAUACCACCACUGUUUAUUUCAACAAGGGUCUGUAGAGGCCUUUAGGUCGAAGUCCAUACGAAUGUACUCCACUGCACUGGAGGUUAGUGGGCACAACAUGAAGGGUAGAACAUAUUUGAUUUUGUUACGCUGUUCUAAUUUAUAUAUUUUUUGUCACUUUUACCCUUGUUAUUGUACAAUCCUAAAUCACCAGUCUGUAUAUAUUCAAAGGUCAACAUUUGCGGCUGGAUUUAUUUGUUAUUUGGAUGCUUGAAUGUUAGAAAUUAGUGCCAUCCUGAUUCUACAUACAUUGACAACCCACAUAUUUAGACUUUUUUUCCAGUUUAUAGAAUGUUUGAUGUGAUAUGCCGUGUCAUAAAUAUCUUUUUCGCCCUCUACUUUUUCAUUACUAUUAUUUAUUCUAGAUUAGCCUAUGCAUUUUGUUAUUGCAUAUUGUCAUUUUAUCUUUGUAAGAGGCUUAAAACAUUUCUAAGAUUGUGGCUCAAAUAUCUGACCUAAAUCACUAACAUGUACAGAAAUUCAUUUUGUACUCAACCUUAUCCUGCCAAAUUAACAUUUCCACCUGCAUGCCACAUUAUGUGCCAGUUAAGUGCACUUAGACUGGGUGCAGUAUGCCUUUCUCUCUAUACAGCAAAAUGUGGAAACACUCCUAUGAGCACAUCAAACUGCUUACUUUUGGGGCGACUAUCACUGGCGUACAACUAUGCUUCCUAAGGCCAUACUUGAUUGUGUUUUCUGUUUAAGCCUUGUAGGCCUGUGUGGUUUGAAAUAAUUGCAAAUGUCUCUAAGAAGUGACUUUGACAUUUGGUUGUAUGGAGAUUGUAGUUUGUGUGUUGUUAUUGAAGAAUGGUCAAAAUAAUUUCUAUUUAAAUAUUUCAUAAUUAGUAUUACCCAUUGAAUGUAUGAAUAAUUUCCCCAGUCUAAUGUGUCUGGGACAUGGGUUAAAGAGGCACUACAGAUCUUUUUGGCAGUUUAUAUAUAUAGAUGCACAUGAUCUAUAGAUGAAAUAUGCUUAUAUUUAGAGUAUAAAGAAAGAGUUGCUUCUUAUGCCCUACAUUGUUUGGAUCAUGAAACCUCUCCGACACCUGCAAUUGUGGGAACAAGCAAUCAUAAUUAUUUAUCACUUUCAUUAGGAAUAUGUAAUGUGCUGUACCAAUAUAUAUGAUAAUGUCAGUCACAGUAGCUGAUGAUAUAACCUUAAGUUAUACAUACUAAUACUCCUGUAACCUGAGCGUGUAUGAACAAAAAUGUGUUUUUCCUGACAUAUUGUGGUAAUGUUACAGUGUUAGCUUGUGUUGUUUCUGUGGAUGACAUUAACAAAGCUGUACAGUGAUUAUUUUCCAUCAACCACUUCAUGUUGUUAUUUUCUUCAUGUACUUUGAGAGGCAGUAAAGCUCUGUUACUUUUUGCCCUGAGCACUCCAUGUAGGCAAAUAUUUUUAGAACUAAUAUCUAAAGCACAUUUUAUGUUACACAAUAAGCAUUUACAAUAAGCAGAUGAAAAAAAAAAAGGGUAUUUUUGUAACCCAGUGGAAAACCCCACCAAUGUCUGGGGAUAUAAUGUAUAGUUGGAUAUAAUGUAACUGUUGGAUAUGUUAUGCAAAUAUGACUACUUGAUUGUGAUUUAUAUGAAAUGGUUUGUUCUCCCCUCUGGGUGCUCUCUUAAAAACCGAAACCACAGACCAGUUAAACCACAUGCUGUCUAGACUCGUUCUUCAUUUGAGUAAUGCACAAUGUACCAACAAAUUUCAGUUGGUCUUGUAAUGCUUUACACAGUAAUGCUCAGCAUAAUAGAUUAAGAAUUCCUGAAGUGAAACCAGGGUGUUGGCUCGACAGACAGUAUACAUUCAGUACUGUCAUAUAUAUCUGAGACCAGAAAAUACAGCACUUUCUCAGUCACACAGAACCAGCUUACUGCCUGUAAUGUUGUAUUAGCAGAACACCAAAAUGUUUGUGAUUGUAAAUUGCACUAGACCACUGAUAAACAACUGUAAAAGGAAGAGGCUGUUGUUUGGAGAAAAACAGAGAGAACCUACAGUGAUCAUAACAGUAUGUAUUACCUUCUGUAUACUAAAUAUAACAUUUAUACUUGUCCGUUAAGAAUAACCAAGUAAUUUUGUCUUGCUAGGAUCAAAAUGUUUUUGAAUGAAGUUACAAAUUCAAUGAAGAUUCUUGUCACCAAAUGCUCUUGAAGUAAAUAGUUCCUUUCAGACCUGGAAAGGACAGAGAAAUGCAAGCGUAGUCAUUUUAAAAGAUCAGUAUGAUUUCCUGUUGCACCAUGAAAACCCACUAUAGCACAAUUAGUCUGGUCAUUUUUGGUGCUUAUUGCAAGUUUUUAUUUUUCCAGCAUUUUGUAUUGUUUUGUUACAGCCUUGUGUGUAUUUUAUCUGGAACUACUGUAUGUAAUAAAGAUAUUUUAAAAAGUC